This is a messenger RNA of Aphis gossypii (cotton aphid), 4973 nucleotides long. Its product is annotated as ribonucleoprotein RB97D-like. The record is from RefSeq and is a predicted model, not a curated record. The transcript is spliced from 7 exons. NCBI's taxonomy places the organism in Eukaryota, Metazoa, Arthropoda, Insecta, Hemiptera, Aphididae. Gene Ontology annotation, molecular function: RNA binding. Gene Ontology annotation, cellular component: cytoplasm. The coding region runs from base 3919 to 4875 and encodes 318 amino acids.
CCAAUCUAAAUAACUGGUGAAAUUUUCAAGUAUCUACGUCUUAGAUUUUUUUAAUAAUAAUAAAUAUUUAAAAUCGUUUGAGGAUAAAUCGUUAUUGUUAUGCAAUGUCGUAAAAAUUUAAAAUUCAAACGCACAUAAAAUUUUUCCUAUAAUGAUAUUUCGAGUUUUCUUUAUAGCAUUUUGAAGGAAAACUUAUGGAAAACUUAGUGUUGAAUUUUUUAAUCUAGAUAUUAACACAAAAUUUUUUAUGAUUUUUCAACUAUAAAAUUAAUUACAAAUUUUCUUGAUUUUGACAUAUUCGUAAAAAUUUGAACUAUAACGCUUAUAAAAAAAUUGUGAUUUACGAUUUACGAUUUUUUUUUAACUACUGUUAAAACUGUAGAACAACUAUAGAACAACUCAUAAGGAACUUUAUGUUGCAUUUUCAAGUUUUUAUAGUCAACCAAAAUUUUUUUAUCGACACUUCAAAAAAAAAAAAAACAAUUAGAAAAAUCGAAAAUUUCAGUUGUCUAUGAAGGGUUUAAAAAGGCAAAAUAUUUUGAAAAUUUAACUGUAUGUAGAUAGCACCAUUAUAAACAUUUCGUUAAAAUUUUAAGUAUUUACAGAGAAAAACAAAGAAAACAAACAUCAUUGUAAAAUCAAUACAUUCAUUACUUCAUUCAGAAUCUAAAUUAAUAAAAACAAUGACAUAUUAGGUAUAUUAAAUUUAUAUUUUUUGAACGUUUCAAAUGUUGUUAGGUAGCUAUUACCUCAAAAUUUAAAAAUCCUGCACAUCAUUAAUAUUGUUAUAUUAUGUUUUGUAUAUCAUGUAUAAAUAUAUUUUCCUAUAAUAAGUACUGUAAUGGAUAAGAUAAAGUAUGGUUUAGAUAAAAAAAAAGAUAAUAUUGAUAGUUAGGUACCGUAAACAUUAUACCUAUUUUGUAUCACAUACUUUCUCAAUAUUUAUCAAUACAUUUUUAAUAGUCUUAGUAUUUCAUCAAAUCUCUAGUUAUUCGAACGUAUAAUAUUUUAUUUUAUGUUAAUUGUUAGGUACAAACUCAAGUUCAUAAAUUUAUAGUUACAUAAUUAGGUAUGUCUAUUAAAGUCAAUUAGAACAAAAUAUUACUGAUGAAAUUGUUGAGCUUUUCAACAAAGAUGAUAAUUGCAAUAUUUUUGAUGAAAUUAUUACUUUUAAAAAAAAAAAAAAAACAAUAAUUAUUAUUAUUAAUUACAAGUUACUACAUAAUGUAAAUAAUUUAUUCAAGGAAUAUUAUCGUUAUUUAUAUUAUAUUAUUCUAAAUCUAAACUUAAUUAAAACGUAUAAAUAUGUUUUUGAACCAUAGAAUCUCAUUCCAACAGCUAUCAGCUAUAAGUGUCCAUAGUGUCAUUCCCAUAACAUAUCUUUUGCCACACCCUACAACUUCCACUAAAUCACUGAUGGGUAGGUAUUCACACCAGCAAUCUCAUCUAUAGAAAUAUUUUUUUCACAAUUAACAAAAAAUACAAAUUUAUUUUAUAAUAAAAUGCUAAGCAGAAAAAUCAAAAGUCAAAUAAUAACAUACUUGUAAAGCUUUAAUUGUUCAAAUUUAAACAACACUUGAUCCAUUACACCAGACCAAUAAAAGUCUCUGUUAAUUUUCUUACUACCUAAACAAAAAUAAUCGUAAUAUAAUAAAUUGAUAUCCGUUUGUAUAUUUUUUCAUAUUGAUCAUACUAAUUAAUAUACUAUCAUACUAGCUGAACCUGUGCACUUCGUGGCCCGUAAAAAUCCUACCUCUUAUAUAUCUCAAACUGUGUUUUAAAUUCGUUACCCGUGAUUGUGAUAGCAGUAUAUUUUUAUUCAUAUCCAUUAAUUUAUUCAUAUAACGGUUAAAAUAUAUUAAGUAAUAAUCUUACAACGAUAUUCAAUUUAGUAUAUCAUUAUAAUAUUAUAUAUUUAUAUAAUUUUAUUCAUUUUAUUGAAAAAAGUCUGACAAUUAAAAUAUUCAAUUAAAUUAUAUUUAUUGAAGUGCUUCUGAAUACACAAUAUUUUUUGUUCUUUCUUCUAGUGCGUACACACAGGGCCAGUGCUAGCAAAUUUUUAUGUGUAAGCAAAGAUCAAAAUUGUCGCCUCUUGUUUUCUUAUUUUUUUUUAUAUGCCGCCUGUAUAUAAAUAUAAAUUUUGCCACCGUAGACUAGUGCCUACGUCGCCUACGCUUAAAACCGGCCCUACGUACACAAAUAAAUCUGACUUGUGAACAUGCCACAUACAGCUGUCCAUGUAAGAAACAUAUCCAGCAUGUGAUGGAAGAUUUUCCAAAUUCAAUCCACACACUUGUAAUGAUUAUACUUGUGCUUUGUUAAUGGUCAUUGCAAAGGCGUGACUACUGUACUCUUUCCAUUGUUUGUUCUAAAUAUUGUUCUAAAUAUUGUAUUAAUAAUUUAAAUAUCUAAUUAAUAAAUUAAUAUUUAAUAUCAUAAUGAUUUUAGACUCCGAUUCAAUGAGAUUUAUUAAGUUAGUAAAUAAGAUUCGCAUAAGGACGUUAGUUAAUUUAGCUAAAAUGUAUUAACACAUAAACUACGUACCAUAUUUAAGUUUAUUUGUUGUGAGACUAACUUUAUUUAGAUUUAAUAAAUAAUAUUAUGAUUGGUAGGAUUAAAAUUUAAAAAUGAUUAAUAUUGAUUAAUUUAUAUUAUUUAGUGAAUUAGUAAAAUUACCAAGUAUUUAAACAGAAAAUUUAAUCUUGUUUAACAUUAGUGAUUACAUAUUUUUAUAAUUUAUUAUAUAAAUAUUAAAUACUUUUAAAUAUUUAUUUUUAUUUUCUAAUAUUUAUUAUAAAAAUUUAAAAUAAUUGCAAUGGAUUUUAUUAUAGUAUUAGGGGGAUGUAGGGCAAAACCUCUCACAGAUCUGUGUACCAUUAAUUACUCCAGCAUCCCCUAAAUUUAUAACCAAUGUGCGCCUAUGUCCCUACAACUAACCAAGUCCCUGGAACUUUUCCUGCGGUGAGCCAGGACACAGCGAACACCAGUCAAUCACAAGACAGGGAAAGUUUGCGCACGCACUACGCAUUGUUGUUUUUAAAACUGCUGCGGAUCAGCUAAAGACGUUGAAGCAAACGUGAAUCGUGAAUAGAUACUCGUUUAAGUACGCAUACAUCCCGCUGGUUGGUGUAGAGCGGUCGAAUUGCAAUUAAAAGGAACGGCUGGUAAACGGUUGUACACUUCUUUCAAAGUUCUCGACCUAUUCUGGUAAGAAUUUAGGGUCAAAUUUUUCGAAAAUGUCAACGAUUACGAAAUUUAAUCUCAAUUGAGACACCCUGUUUUUUGUGUUUUUUGUUGGGCAAGACCGCGCUCAACUUCAUUCUUACUUAUCUACGUGGCUAAUAUCAAUCAAUUUGAGUAUAUCAAAAUAUUAAAUAACUACUAUGAUAAAAAAUCUUUACAAUCGAUCGAUACAUUAAACAAUUUUCAAAAAAAAAAAAAACAAAAACAAAAAUUAUAUGCUGAUAAAUAUACAAUAUCGAUUUGAUAUUUUUUAAAAUCAUUAAUGACUAAAUUUAAUUUUACAUAAGUACGAUUAGGCCAAAAAGAACCUAAAAAAAUUGUAUUAUACUACCUUCUUCCAUUGAUAAAGAGAGAUGAUUGUGCAUUAUUCAACAAGUGUGCACACUGUAAUGAGGUGAACUCAACUAAGACCACCACGCCUUCGUCUGGUUAAAUACUACACAGAGAACACAUUACCUCUUAAAUCUAAGAUUUGACUCAUUUCACAGUAACAUUUCAGUGUAAGGUGAAAAUUACUUAUAGUUUUGUUUUUGAAUUUAAUUCUUAAUUAUAAUAUUUAAAAAUACUUAAUCAAACAAUUUAUUAAGAUUUGUUAAUUUAGUUCAAUUAUAUAUUAAAAUUAUACUUGCAUUACCUUGACAGUUUUUGUUUGUACCUCAAGUUUUCUUAUCAAACAUGGAAGCUAACAAAGGGGAAACAAGCAGACAUUUAUUCAUUGGCGCUUUAAGCAAGCAGACAACGGAUCAAUCCUUCCGACAAUUUUUUGAGCAAUGGGGUGAAGUCGAAAGAGCUGUUGUCAUAAAAUAUCCUCAAAGCAAUCGAUCUCGAAAAUUUGGAUUUAUUACUUAUUCUCAAUCGCAUAUGGCUGAUCUUGCUUUGUCAAACUUGCCUCAUAGAAUAGAUGAUCAUAAUGUGGAUACUAAAAUCGAUGAAAUAAGAGCAGAAAGAGAGAAACAAAACAGACUAUUAUACGUUUGGGAUUUAGAUAAACAUACAACAAGUCAAUCACUUAAAAAUUUUUAUGAACAAUGGGGUAAAGUUGAGUCAGCUGUUGUCAAGAGAGACUCUCAAUCAAAUGAAUCUCGAGAAUUUGGAUUUGUUACUUACUCACAAUUGUCUAUGGUUCAGCAGGCCAUGUCAAAUUUGCCUCAUAUAAUCGACGGUCGUGAAGUUCAAAUCAGGAUUGCUCAAUUUCCCAGCAAAUUUAAUUAUUUAAAAAGAGCGUUUGAUGAAAAUAAAAUAUAUAUUACUGGUAUAACAAAUCAAUCAAAAGCAGAACUUAUUGAAUAUUUUGAAAAAUUUGGCAAGAUCAUGUAUUUAAAAACACUUACUAACAAAUAUACUGGUAAAAUGAAUGGAAUUGGAUUUGUUGAGUAUGAUUCCAAAGAUUCAGUUGGCAAAGCUCUUUCGAUCGAAGGUCAUCAAAUUGGCAGUGGAAUAUUGUAUACGGAAAAAGCUUUUAGACGUAAAAUUUAUGAUCCAAGAGAGCAACGUCCUACUGAAAAAAGCUACAGUCGCUAUAACUUGGGAAUCAAUUUUCAAAAUAAUCAAUGGGGAGGUUUCUAUAACAAGAUAAAUGCAUUUUAUUCAUUUUAUCCAUUUUAUCCAUUUUAUCCAAUAUAUCCAAUUUAAUUUAAAUUUACGGUUGAACAUUAAUGAUUUAUUAUAAUAUAUAUUGUUAAAAAUAAUCCUGAUUCUACAAAUAAAUUCUAUUCAUAAUUUUUAAGUGU